Messenger RNA from Dermacentor silvarum, 642 nucleotides. RefSeq lists its product as uncharacterized. The coding region runs from base 233 to 619 and encodes 128 amino acids. NCBI's taxonomy places the organism in Eukaryota, Metazoa, Arthropoda, Arachnida, Ixodida, Ixodidae. The transcript is spliced from 4 exons. The record is from RefSeq and is a predicted model, not a curated record.
CUGAAACCAUGUACGGUUACUAAGCGGCCUGCCAAAGGCCAGCUGAAACCACAGCGAAUUUACAUCAAGCCCGUGAAACGGGUCGCGUUGAUUCAGGCGAAUCGGAGCGAAUACCGUCGCAACCGCCGCAAUGGAAGUACGAGGUCAGAAACAGCUUUUCGCGAAACGUUAAUUUCCGAGGAGCCUCUCUGUGCGGGCUGCGGAGACGUGGCGCUCUGGUCUCUCGUAAAUCAUGGCGCCGGGGAAGGAGGCCAGAAUCUCGCGCCGGGCCGCAGCCCUUUGUGCAGUCUUCAUUAUAUUCUUUUGCAUAGACAGAGGGUGCACAAGUCCCUUACAUGCACGUGUUGCUGAGCACAACCACCGGCAGAAGCGACAGCUAAAUGGCCUGUUCUCCGGUUUAUUAGAUGGAGUCAAGAACCUUGUGAGUACCGGAACAAGCAUCGCCGGACUCGGCACAGGCAUGCUCAACUUGGGAGGCGACGAAGGCAUCGGUGGUGUCGUCAGCGGAAUGCUGAACCUUCUCUCUAUUGGAUCUGAAAUCUUCACCGGCAUACUUGGCAACCUGCUGAAUGGCGACCUCCUGGGUGGACUGUUGCCUUUCGUUGGCGGCCAGGGAUAGUGCUCGCAUGCGAAAAAAAAAAA